AGCGCUCGGAGGAGCAACAGAUACACGCUUUCUGUUCUUUUAGCUGUUAUUAUUAGGGUAAAAUGUGAACUAUCCGUUCCCUCCAGACAGUAUGAGCAGUACACCUAUCCAGGAGCCCCCUAUCCAGGGACUGUCCUCUGGGAGUGGGCAGACCUUACCCUCCCGACCCCUGCAGCUCUCCUCUGACCCUUCAGCUUCUAAAAGAGUAUGUUUCUAUAAAAGCGGUGACUAUCAGUUCAGUGGGCAUCGAAUGGUCAUCAAUGCCCGCACCUUUAAGACCUUUGACGCUCUACUGGAUGUUCUUUCCAAGAAAGUGCCUCUGGCAUUUGGAGUGAGGACUAUCACCACACCCCGGGGGACUCACCUUGUUAAGGCAUUAGAUGACUUACAUGAUGGGGGUGCUUAUGUGUGCUCUGACCAGAAACGGGUGAAGCCACUAAACCUGGAUGAAGUGAACCGGCGGCAGGUACCUUGGAAUACUACCAGACCGCUCAAUGCAGGGCGACGACGGCGGCGUCAAGGACUCCGAUUUGGUCAGUUUGGCAGCAAGAACGAAGCCAUUAGGCCAGCAAAGGUCACUGAAAGGGUGGCAGUACGGACACCAAAGAGGCUUAUGGUCAUCAAGAACAGGGAUCCAAGUGUUAAACGCACAAUUGUUUUGCAGAGAAGAACAGCUCCAACAUUUGAUGCAUUGCUGGAUUACCUAUCGCAGAUCCUGCAGUUCCCAGUGCUGAAACUCUACUCUACAGAUGGCAGAAGAGUUGAUGGUCUUGCUGCUCUUAUCUUGUGCUCUGGAGUUGUUGUGGCAGCGGGCAACGAGCCUUUCAGAUUAGCAAACUAUAGUUUUCACAGAACAGGCCAGAUGGCACAAGCCAUGUUCGUGGAAACUGCUGAACCAUCAAUGUUGCAACCUAGAGCACAGAAGAAAAAGUCUUUCUCAAGCGGACGAGGAUCAAGGAACUUCUCCGUGUCAUCAGAGCGAUAUAUUGUGAACCAGAUAAACAAGUCUCAAAAUGGCCACCUGCAUCCCCACAAUGGACUGUUUGAAGCAGAAGCCAAUCAGCAUCACACAUCUAUGGAGAUGUCCGGAACUGGCAGGGAAGAUAACGUGCAUCAAACCUGCAUCGUACCUCACGAUGAUGACAUUGAAAAGUCUUUCCGCGUGAAUCAAGAUGGCAGCAUGACGGUGGAGAUGAAAGUUCGUCUGACCAUUAAGGAGGAGGAGAUGCUCCACUGGACAACCACACUCAGCCGCACCAGCCUUAGCAAGAGGGCAGCUUGUGCCUCAAUUUCUGAGUCAGGCAACCGCUCCCCUGACUCGAACAAUGCCAUUGCCAAAGACUCCUCUAGUAUCAGCGAGGAAGAAACGAAAGAAGAGAACUUUCCCUCCACAGCUGGAAAAGGCGUCGGCUUUAAUGAUGAGCGAACAUAUGAAGGAUACACUUCAACAGCCACGGGAAAAGCGAAAAAAAGUGUCAAACGUACUCCCACACCUGGUCCUCGACAUGUUAAUAAAAAGGCGUCUAUUGAGAGUGUGAAGAGGGUCACAGAGUCAGGGAUGCAAGAGAGCAUGCUGGGACAUUAUUCCUAUGUGGAAAGGACAGCCGAUGGCGAAACAACGGAGGGAUACUGCCUCGUGAAACACAGCAGCAGCAGCAAUAGACCCAUCCCAAAACCCCGCAAAACAGCAUCCGCAGGAAUGAGCAACAAAUGCACCCCCUCCUCCAUCAGGUCAUCAGGAGUUGCUGAGGUCCUUCAGAUACAGAAUAAUGGGAUGGAGUUUAGAGAGACUGUGAUGCAUAUUUAUGAGACCCAAGGCUGCUAUGACAACUAUUUCGCGAAUCAGGAAUAUAGUGUGGAUGGCGUUCCUUUACAUGGCUCCCCUCCGGCACUACAAAGUAAACAGUCGACUGACUCAGGGCCUCAUUCAUCGAGUAAUGAUUGUGAUAUAGAUUGUAGCUGGCAGCCACCCACUGCUGACUCACUGCAAAGGCAGAAAGAGGAGAUGCUAUCACUGUCAUCAGAGCCAGUAUCUCUGACACAUGAGAAUACAAACAAUCUGUCUUCACCGAGUGAAAACGAAACCCAGAGAAACCUUCAAAUUCUAGAGAGAGUAAAACUAGACAACACUCCAAAAAGCACGACGAAGAAAAAGAUGACUAGGUCUGCUAGGAGCCAGAAGAGUUCAACUUCAACAAGUUACACGGAUAGAAAACCGAAGGAAAGCCUAAUCAGCCCCUCAAAAGAUAGCAAGCAUUCAUCUGCUGACAAGAUAAGCAGUAAGGCCAGUGUGGGAAAAAGGAGUGUGAAUUCUUCUGAAAGUGCUAAAAGUGGUCAAAAGAGUAAAGGAGCAGAAAAGAAAGCAGAAAGUCUCCAAUCUAAGAAAUCCAAUAAAGGUGAAAAAACACCAACAAAGAGCUCAGCCUCAUUAGUUAGAACUGAAAAUUUGAAAAGAGCGCCACAGAGACAAAACACAAGCAAAGCAGCUGCUAGCGAUAUUGGCCACAAUGUAAAUACCCCAACUGGAAGGCCUCAAAUGAAAAAGAACAUGUCAGACAUUUUACAACCCAACAAAUCUCUUACUAAAAAGACAACUAGCAAGCCAAAAUCAAUGCCUGAAAGCGGAAUAUCACCAACAAAACCACUUGUUUCGAUGCCUUCUCUUGAUCCUUCGCCCUCCGAGAUCCACCGAUAUGUUGAGAACUGGUUGGAGAAAGUCACCCCAGACCAAGUGCCAUAUCCAGAGGAGGUGAUCACAGAGGAAACACAACCUCGAACAAAGGUUAUAUUUCAGAUAGGCGGAGAUUCUGAAUCAGAUGAAAAGAAUGAAUGCCAGACUAAUUUAGAUGAAAAUAACCCAUCGCCCAAUGAUGUUAUAAAGGGAUCAGCAUCUUGUCUAUCGGUUCCUCUUAGCCACCAAGAACUAACGACAGUACAAGGUUUAAGUGUUUCUAUGCCAAAUGUCAGAGCUGACCUUGAACAUCAGGAGAACAGACUGAGGCCACACAAAUCUGCAGAGGCCAUCUGUCCAGCUGGCGAUGAAACAUCUUCAUCAUCUAACUUUUUGAGUCCCAAAGCAAAGAUAAAGCCUGCCCUGCAACAACUCUGUUCAUCCAUUCAGUGCAUCAGAAGAGCCUCUGACACCAACGUGGCAUCCAACCUUGAAAAAUCUAACAGCCUUCCCGAUUUCCCGACACAAGUAGCCUCAGUGUUUGGCUCGUCGUGUAAAGCCUUUCUGUCAUUCUUGUCAGUGAUGACUCUGAGAGAUCACCUCAUAGACUCCACACCACGAGAGGAUAAAAUAUCAAGAACCACGUCAGAGGCGAUGCUAAUGAUGGAGUCCCUGCAGAAGAUUUCGGCCAUCGAGGACGAGGAAGAGCAGAGAGCAAGUCUGACUGAUUUGCAAAGCAGAGCAUCUUCUCGUUUAAGACAGAGCUGGAAGGAUUUCCAGAUUCUGAGGGAAAGGCUUGAAAGUGAACCCCUUUCUCCCAAAGUGUCAGAAACUGAGUUUGCGCUAGAUGUCUUCUCUGAAGGCGGCGAUGCAUUUGAGGAACAGCAUUCAGGAAUUGAUGAGCUGAUGGAGGAGCUGAGCAUGCCGCAAGACCUCAGGGAACAGAUCGCUUCGACAAUCAGAACUUUUUACCCUGUGGAAGAGAGCCAGUGUUUAGAGACUGAUCGAAACCAGUCAGACUCAGAGGAAGAUUUAGAGCAAUUUGUCCAGGACUGUAACGAUGAAACAAAACAAUCACUUGAGUCUGAUAGUCGAUGUGUAACUGAAGACACUACUGAUGCGGUUUAUACCCAACAGGGACAAAUAAUAAGCAAGUCAGAGCAGCCUAGUGAAACCCAAGAAUCACAGACAGAAAAAGAAGAGUUAUUAAAAGAUAAAGAAAAUGAGACAAAAGAGGAAGAAAGUGGCAAAGAGGGACAAUUAGAGGAGGAAAAAGAGGUAAAGAUCAGGGAAGAUGAAGAUACAAAAGAGACAGAAGCUGAUUGUUACAGGACUGAAAAGGAAUAUAGGGAAAGAGAGGAAGAGGAAGAAGAGGAGCAAGAAGCAAAAUCAGGGGAAGUAAGUAGUGAAGAAUCUAUUGAUAAAGAAGAGGGAGGGGCAUAUGAAGAGGAGGAGACAAAAGAAGAAGAAAGUAAAAAAGAGGAACAACUAGAGGAGAAAAGGGAGGUGAAGAUUAAGGGGGAUGGAGAUACAGAAGAUGAAAGUGAAGGGACUGAAAAGGAAGAUGGAGAAAGGGAGGAAGACAGAGCAGAAGAGCCAGAGCAAUCAGAAUCAGACGAAGAGAGUGGUGAGGGGUCUGUUGAUAAGGAAGAAGCAGGGGUGGAUGAAGACAAGAAAGGGACAGAUGGAGAGGAGGUGGAGAAAGAAGAAGAAAGUAGAGAACAAGAACAACUGGAGGAAAAAAGGGAGAUGAAGAUUAAGGGGGAUGGAGAUACAGAAGAUGAAAGUGAAGGGACUGAAAAGGAAGAUGGAGAAAGGGAGGAAGACAGAGCAGAAGAGCCAGAGCAAUCAGAAUCAGACAAAGAGAGUGGUGAGGGGUCUGUUGAUAAGGAAGAAGCAGGGGUGGAUGAAGACGAGCAAGGGACAGAUGGAGAGGAGGUGGAGAAAGAAGAAGAAAGUAGAGAACAAGAACAACUGGAGGAAAAAAGGGAGGUGAAGAUUAAGGGGGGUGGAGAUACAGAAGAUGAAAGUGAAGGGACUGAAAAGGAAGAUGGAGAAAGGGAGGAAGACAGAGCAGAAGAGCCAGAGCAAUCAGAAUCAGACAAAGAGAGUGGUGAGGGGUCUGUUGAUAAGGAAGAAGCAGGGGUGGAUGAAGACAAGAAAGGGACAGAUGGAGAGGAAACAACAGAGGAAGUAGAUGAGGUGAACCAGCAAUAUAGAGAUAGAAAAGACAAAGAGGCUGAUAGUGAAGGGACUGAAAAGGAAGAUGGAGAAAGGGAGGAAGACAGAGAAGAAGAGCCAGAGCAAUCAGAAUCAGACAAAGAGAGUGGAGAGGAGUCCAUUGAUAAGGAAGAGGCAGGGGUGGAUGAAGAAGAGCAAGGGACAGAUGAAGAGGAAACAACAGAGGAAGUAGAUGAGGUGAACCAGCAAUAUAGAGAUAGAAAAGACACAGAGGCUGAUAGUGAAGGGACUGAAAAAGAAAAUAGGGGAAGAGGGGAAGAUGGAGAAGAAGAGCCAGAGCAAUCAGAAUCAGAGGAAGUGAGUGAUGAGCAAUCUCUUGAAAAGAAAGGAGCAGGGGCAGAUGAAGAGGAGGCAGAGAUGACACUGGAUGAAAGAGAGCUGGGGGAUGAAUUAGGAGAAGGAGAGAAAGAAGAGGCUGAUGAGAUAGAUGAAGCUUUUAUGAAUGAGGACCCAACUCAGUAUAGUGCUGAAGAAACAGAUGAGAGAGAGGGUGCUGGGGAGACAGAGGAGGAAGAGAAGAUAAAUGAGACGGUUUACGAGGAGGGUGAGGAAAAAAGCAGUGAUGGAGGGGAAAAUGAUGAGAGGCAUAAGGAGGAGAAAGAAGAUGAAGGUGACAAUGUGGAAGAGACAAAUAAAGGGGGUGAAGUAGAAAAUGUAACUGUAGAAUUAGAACAGGAGGAGGAAGAAAAUGAAGAGUUACAUCUUGUUACAGGGAAUGGAGAGAAGGAACUACUGGAAGGUACUGAGGUAUCUGACGAUGAGGAAACGAAAAUUGGGUAUGGUAUUGAGGCAGAUGAGGAAGAGGAGGUGGAAGCAGAAACAAAUGCAGUUACUGCAACAGAUCCAGAGGAAAGGGUUAGUGAAAAUGCAGAUGAUGAUAAAGAAAUGGAAGAAUUUACUGAAGAUAGAAAUGAACUAGAAGUUGAGGAUGAAAAGGAAAUACAGCAAAUAGAAGAGGUUAGUGAGGGAAACAAUGAAGAGGAGGAGGAGGAGGUAGAAGAAGAGAGAGGACAAGAUGAAGAACAUGAGGAGGAAGGUAGUGGAGAUUCUGUGGUUAAAAAUACAGAGGAAGAGAGAGAGAGGACAACAACAGAUGAGGAAGAGGUAGACGAAGGAAGGGACACGGACACAGAAGAUGAAAAGUAUGAUGAGGCUGAAGACAGGAGGAGAGAGCCGGAGCAAACAGAAAGUAGUCAGGAGGAAGAAUCAGCAGAAGAGAGAGAAUGUGGAGAAGAGUUAGAGAGGGAUGAAAAUCUGACAGCAGAUCAAACUGGAGAUGAAGAGGAGAGGGAGGAUGAUGAAGAGAAGGAGUCACAAGAGAAAUUAGACCAGGAAAAAAAACAAGGCACUGAAUCCCCAAGCAAAUACUCCUCUGAAGGUCAGUGUGCUGAUGACAAAGGUAACGGAACAGACACGGUUACUGAAACAGAUGAAGGAGGAGAGAUGCUUAAAGAAAGAAGUGGCAGUUUAUCCCAUCCAGGGGAAAUAUCCCAGGAAUUACUCGACUUUGUGAACUAUGCCCUCCGGUCUUCUUCGCUUGUAUUCAUAUAUGACAAGGACGGGAACAUUAGGAUAGAGCCUGAUAAUGCUCAGGUAGUAAAAACCAAGCAAAGUGUUCUUCUGAAAAGCAGAAAAGACAGUUCAUACGGCUUAAAAUGCCUGCCAAGCCCGAGCACCUCUGAUUUAUCUGAUUACAGACCAGAAACAUCAGAGAGUGGAGGCUAUAAAACUCAGGAGUCUGUAGAUAUUAUGUCAGAGAGUGGAGGAGAGGCUUCCGAGAAACCUUCUCCAGUCUAUACACAUUCAGCUGUCCAAGCUGAGAGGACAAAUCUGGCUAGCUCAAAGUUGUCUGUUGCAAGUAAUUCAGGAACCUUUCCUAGUUCCAGUGACUCGGGUACUAAAGCCUCAAGGGAGGAUCUUUCUUACUUCAGUGCAGCAAGCUCAUUAAAAGCAGAUCGUGAAGCCACCACACAGGCUGCACAGUGCAUGUCUUUUGUCUCACAAAACUCAGCGGAUGGGGUUUUGAUUGAUCAAGGCAGAUGGCUCCUAAAGGAGAACCAUCUCAUAAGAAAAUCUCCUCCAGUCUCGCUGGGAAUGUACGGCAAUUUGGACAGCACAUCCUUAGACACAGGUCAGGAGAACACUAGCGAUGAUUCCCCACCCCAUUUGAAAACUCAGCACAGUCCCCUUGCAGCCAUAUCCUCAUCAGAACUCGAGGAGAUGGCGAAGCCUCCAACUCCAAAGUGCAUCUACUACAACCUGCCACAUGGUAGCGACUCGGACCCAUUUUUGGACGAUUCAAGUAUUAAAAGCAGUGCUCGAGGCAGGGGUGUCAGGGUGUCACCUACUAUUGACACAUCAAAAACCUGGGCAAAUAAAAAUGGCAGUCAGUCUUCGUUUGCGUCAGUGGAGUUCAGAAUCCCAGACAGAAAAGUUCAUCCCGAGGGCGAGUCAGCGGUUGUGACACAGCCAAGUAGGACAUCUGCUGGCGUAAGCCAUGUACUACAAGCACAAGACUCAAUGGACAAUCUGCAUUUGAGAUGUGGCCAAUACUGCCCCAUACUAUGAUAUUUAACAGAAACAGCUGCUAGUAUUGACUGUGUUUGUUGUUUAAUGUGAUGCAACUUGAAAAGUUUGUUGUUUUAUCUGUAAAUAAUUAUGAACCAUGAGAGUUGUGCCUCUUAUUUGCAUUUGAAUACAGAAAAAAAAGAAGAAAAAAAAGUCUAAAUUUACAAUAAUUUUUGGUGCUGAAUAUCAGGUAGUGUUUGAUAGCAGAAUGUAAACAAAUAAGACCUAUUUUCCUUCUCCCUCAAAUCUCUUGAACAUCAGGAAAUGAAAAAAUAACUCAGUCUGCAAUAGAAAGCAGAUUUCAUUGCUUGUAUUCUUUCACUGCUUGUUGGGGUUUGUCCAGAACAUUUAUUUCUAAUAGCUGUUUCAUCUUUUUAUGUUAAAGAACUGAUUUACUUACAAAAAUUCUAAAAGUUAUAGAUUUCUUACCCAGGCUCAUUUAAUCAGCAGGAUAUAUGCUACUUUAUGAGACAGUGAAUUGGACUACUGUAGUACUGGCUUUUUACUUUAGGGUUUGGUUGAGGCCAAAAAUAGAGUACAAAGGAGUGAAACUGAUUGGGUGAACAAAAAACUGAUACUGUUGCUUUGGUUCUGUAAUAAUUGAAUGCUUUCUUAUUUUAUCAGCAUAUCAGGAUGUGUUCAAGUGAUCAUCAGGAUCGCCAAUGAUAGAAAAGUGAACAUUUUCAUUUCUGAGUUUGAACUUUUUUAUGUGCCUUCUUUUAACACCCACACUUUGGGUGUGAGUUGCAAUGUUGUAUGUACAGUCAGUAUUUAACUUACAUUGCUAUCUCUAUUAAAGGUGUAUCUGUGUUUUAA
Messenger RNA from Oreochromis niloticus (Nile tilapia), 8296 nucleotides. It is a transcript of the gene rp1, whose product is annotated as oxygen-regulated protein 1. Bases 92 to 7480 code for a protein of 2462 amino acids. The record is from RefSeq and is a predicted model, not a curated record. Gene Ontology annotation, cellular component: axoneme. Gene Ontology annotation, biological process: intracellular signal transduction; photoreceptor cell development; retina development in camera-type eye. NCBI's taxonomy places the organism in Eukaryota, Metazoa, Chordata, Actinopteri, Cichliformes, Cichlidae. The transcript is spliced from 4 exons.